GCCUCUGAAGACGCUGGCGCAGCCCAUGGAGAACGAGCUGGUGGUCACAUAUGCUCAGGAGAAGCUGUUGGAGUUGAAGACGUGGCUACUAGACGAUCAAUCUGUUCGUGUUGUUGGUAUCUAUGGAAUGCCCGGCGUGGGAAAGACGGCCUUGCUCAAACACAUCAACAACAAUGAAAAGGUAGUGGAUUUCUUUAACCUUGUGAUCUGGCUUACUGUGUCCAGAGACUCCAAUGAAUCUGAUCUCCAGAGGCGCAUUUUUGAGAGAAUUGAAUUGCCUUGGCAAUGCAAUUAUAGCAUUGACGAGGCUGCAGGGAAGUUGCAUUCAGUUUUCAAGGAGAAGCCACUGCUGCUCAUUUUGGACGAUGUGUGGAGAAGAAUAGAUGUUUCCAAAUUGGGAAUUUCACUUUUGGAGAACAAAUCAAAAGUUGUGCUGACUUCCAGGGAUAGAGAGGUGUGCAACAGCAUGGAUGUAGACAAAAUGAUUCUAAUGAAGAAACUCUCGGAGGAAGAUGGUUGGGUACUUUUCUGCAGAGGAGCCUUCCGAGCUAGCGCGGAUCAGAAUAUAGAUAGCGAGAUUGAGCCCUUCGCAAAAGGGAUUGCAAAGGAGUGUAAAGGGCAUCCCCUCGCCAUUAAGACACUUGCCCGGACAAUGCCGAAGCUUGACAAGAGUACGCCAUAUCAAUGGAAAUACAUUCUGGAAGAGCUAAAGGCGAUUGACCCCCAGUUUUAUCGCAUUCAUGAGGAGAUUCUGAGGGAAUUAUUCAGCCCACUGAAGCGCAGCUACGAUGCUCUGGAAACAGAUGAGCUGAAGCUUUGUUUCCUGUAUGUGGCCGCUUACAGAGAAGAUGAGGAAAUCGACGCAGAUCAAUUGAUACAAUUGUGGUUGGCCGAAGGCCUAGUGAAAAGCAGAGAGCAGGGUCGCCAUUCUUUUCUCAAGAUCUUGGCCGACCGAAGUUUGGUUGAGAUUGAGGUUAAAGAGGAAAACGGCCUUGAUAUUUGGAAAGUGAAAAUUCACGAUGUGCUAAGAGAUAUGGCGGUACAAAUCGCUGAGGUCGACCGGAAUAUCCUGUUCCGUGCGGGACAGAGUCUAACUGGCAUUCCAGACUCUGCAAGAGCAACAUCGGUGAGGAUAUCACUAAUGCAUAAUCAUAUCAGAUAUCUGCCUCAAAAUUUUCAAUGCACGGAGUUGGUGACACUGUUGUUGAGCUGGAACACAGUUGAAGAAAUUCCAGAGGGAUUUCUGGAGAAGCUGAAUAUGUUGAAGGUGCUUGAUCUCAGCAACACGCCCGUCAAAUCCUUGCCAAAGUCCAUCAAGCAACUGCAGAAUCUCCUCUAUCUGCAGUUUUCAAAUACCCAGAUUAAGGUAAUCCCUCAUCAAACAUUUGAGCUGAGUAGACUGCAGUUUUAA
This is a messenger RNA of Cryptomeria japonica (Japanese cedar), 1411 nucleotides long. Its product is annotated as probable disease resistance protein At5g63020. The record is from RefSeq and is a predicted model, not a curated record. The transcript has a single exon. Bases 26 to 1411 code for a protein of 461 amino acids. Gene Ontology annotation, biological process: defense response to other organism. Gene Ontology annotation, molecular function: ADP binding. NCBI's taxonomy places the organism in Eukaryota, Viridiplantae, Streptophyta, Pinopsida, Cupressales, Cupressaceae.